AUGCUAACGGCCAAAGCAGAGUUGGGGACGGAGCCUCAGCCCUCGGAUGUCCUGAUGGUGGAAGUGAACAACAUGCACCAUGAGCCGUUCACCGUCACCGAGGAGGUCAACGCUCGGACAGAGGAGAUAGUGAAGACCAUCUGUGACAUCAUCGCUCUGAACCCGCUGUACAGGGAGUCAGUGCUGCCGAUGAUGCAGGCGGGCCAGCGGGUGGUGGACGACCCGCUGUACCUCAGCGACAAAGGCGCAGCCCUGAUGGGGGCGGAGUCCGGCGAGCUGCGGGACGUCCUGGAGGAGACCAGCAUGAAUCCCCGGUGGCUCUACAAAGCUCUGUCUCUGCUGAAGAAGGAGCACGAGCUCAGCAAGCUGCAGCAGAGCCUGGGCUGUGAGGUGAAAGAUCAGACGCACAGGAAGUACCUCCUGCAGGAGCAGCUGAAGAUCAUCAAGAACGUGACCCGGAACUACCUGGAUUGGCUGACCAGCCAGGGAACGAACAGCGAGGAGAACCUGAGCCUGGACCGAGCCACCGCCAUCCUGGACGAGGACCACCACGGCAUGGAGGAUGUCAAGAAGAGCAUCCUGGUGGGUCGGCUAGCCGCUAGCCGCUAG
This is a messenger RNA of Salarias fasciatus (jewelled blenny), 609 nucleotides long. Its product is annotated as lon protease homolog, mitochondrial-like. Gene Ontology annotation, molecular function: serine-type endopeptidase activity; single-stranded DNA binding; ATP-dependent peptidase activity. The transcript has 7 exons. Gene Ontology annotation, cellular component: mitochondrial matrix. The record is from RefSeq and is a predicted model, not a curated record. NCBI's taxonomy places the organism in Eukaryota, Metazoa, Chordata, Actinopteri, Blenniiformes, Blenniidae. Gene Ontology annotation, biological process: protein catabolic process; mitochondrion organization; chaperone-mediated protein complex assembly. The coding region runs from base 1 to 609 and encodes 202 amino acids.